Urocitellus parryii (Arctic ground squirrel) is the source of this 2203-nucleotide messenger RNA. It is a transcript of the gene Slc35c1, whose product is annotated as solute carrier family 35 member C1. The record is from RefSeq and is a predicted model, not a curated record. Lineage: Eukaryota; Metazoa; Chordata; Mammalia; Rodentia; Sciuridae.
UUCCCCCCGCCGCUCCUGCUCCUCUCCCCCGGUUUCCCCCUGCGACGCCUCCCCACUAGGCCCCAGCCCCGGUCCCUCGCUGCACCGCUGUCUCGGGCUCACCCUCCAGGGUCUUUCUCCUGAGCUCCCAGGGAGGGAGCCAGCGGUGGAGCAGGACAGCUGUGCUCACCCCAAAGCAGAACUUCAUCCAGGAGGAAGGAGGCCGUUAGGCCACCCCUAUGUGACAAUCGAGGGCUGCGCCUGCAGAAAGCAGCAGCUCCCUGCCCUGUCAUCCAGGGAAUCCGUUCUGGCCGCCCUGUGACCCAGCUCCUCUGCUACCAUGAACAGGGCCCCCCUGAAGCGCUCCAGGAUCCUGCACAUGGCGCUGAACGGUGCCCCCGACCCCUCUGGAGAGGCCGAGGCAGGCAGCGGGGAGAAGCCCUUUCUGCUGCGGGCACUGCAGAUCGCUCUGGUGGUCUCUCUCUACUGGGUCACUUCCAUCUCCAUGGUGUUCCUCAACAAGUACCUGCUGGACAGCCCCUCCCUGCGGCUGGACGCCCCCAUUUUCGUCACCUUCUACCAGUGCCUGGUGACCACGCUGCUAUGCAAGGGCCUCAGCACGUUGGCCACCUGCUGCCCUGGUGCUGUGGACUUCCCCACGCUGCGCCUGGACCUCAGGGUGGCUCGCAGCGUCCUGCCACUGUCGGUGGUCUUCAUCGGCAUGAUCACCUUCAAUAACCUCUGCCUCAAGUACGUAGGGGUGGCCUUCUACAACGUGGGCCGCUCUCUCACCACCGUCUUCAACGUGCUGCUCUCCUACGUGCUGCUCAAGCAGACCACCUCCCUCUAUGCCCUGCUCACCUGCAGCAUCAUCAUUGGUGGCUUCUGGCUGGGUGUGGACCAGGAGGAGGCCGAGGGCACCCUGUCCUUGGUGGGCACCGUCUUUGGGGUGCUGGCCAGCCUGUGUGUCUCGCUGAACGCCAUCUACACCAAGAAGGUGCUCCCGGCGGUGGACGGCAGCAUCUGGCGCCUGACCUUCUACAACAACGUCAACGCCUGCGUCCUCUUCCUGCCCCUGCUCCUGCUGCUCGGGGAGCAUCAGGCCCUCCUGGACUUCGCGCAGCUGGACAGCGCCCACUUCUGGGKGAUGAUGACGCUGGGCGGCCUGUUCGGCUUCGCCAUCGGCUACGUGACGGGGCUGCAGAUCAAGUUCACCAGUCCCCUGACCCACAACGUGUCGGGCACGGCCAAGGCCUGCGCCCAGACGGUGCUAGCCGUGCUCUACUUCGAAGAAACCAAGAGCUUCCUGUGGUGGACCAGCAACGCCAUGGUGCUGGGYGGCUCCUCCGCCUACACCUGGGUCCGGGGCUGGGAGAUGAAGAGUCAGGAGGACCCCGGCCCCAGGGAGGGCGAGAARAGCGCCGUGGGGGUGUGAGCCUCCUCAGGGACCUGCGGCCGCCAGCCCCAGGSGUGAAGUCGGGGCUGGAACCCAAGGCUCUCUCCCUGCGGCCCCCAGGGCGAAGUGGACAUUGUUUACAGACAGAUCAGAAUACGGGGCUGAAAAGGAGCCAGCGUUCCAAGUAGAUCAGAAAGUUGCCAAACCUGUCCCCACCCCUGUCCUAUUGAUGGACACCAUACUGAGGGGAGCACCCUGCCCGUCCCCCACCAGGUCCUCUACCUCCAUCACCCCUGGGGUUGGACAGGGCUGCGCCCUCAAGGGUAGUAUUGGUGAAGUGAAGUCUCACUUAUACUCAAGGGAGAUGGGGUGACCCCAACAGCCAGCCCAAGCUAGCCGGUCACCUCACAUCUCCCAGGCCCUGGGCAGGAGGGUAGCGCUGGCCCCGCAAACCAGCCUGGGUUAGGAGGUUGUGGGGCCGAGCCCAGGGGGCAGUGGACCAGUACACCCCAUUCUCUGUGCUGAAAGCAGCAAGCCACGAAAGCAGGAGAAGGGUCAGUUGUGCCCGUGCCUGACCUGAGAGUGGGCUGGGUCUUGAGAAAGUGCCACCUCUGUGCCCAGGCUUUGCAGCUUUGGAACGUGAGGGGGCCACAUGUCUCUUUCAGGUUAAGUGGAGACGUGAACCGCUCCCUCAGUCCCUGGGCUGAGAUGAACCUGCCUGAGUCCGCUGCCCUGGGAGGGCCACUCUGGUCUCCGAGCAUCUGCCACAGGUACCUGGCUGAAGUGACAGUCUUCUGGAAGCCACUUCUGCCUCCCUCAACGCCUCCA